AUGGAGGCAGAGGAUGGCCUCAGCCUGAGCGCCCUGCAGCCAUGGAACACAGACCCCAGGAAGCCAACGACAGCUUCCGCCGACCCCGCCAGGCGCUGGUCCCCUGGAGAUUCUCAGCCCCCAGCAGGCCCCAGUUCCACACCCAACGUCUACCCCAGGCCCCACACCCCAAAGUGCAGUAGCCUGGGUAUCUCCAGGACCAGCAGACCCCCAGCAAUACAGCUAGCCGAGACACCCAGUCAACACAUCAACCCAUCCCCCCCCAUCCCACCCCAAAGUGGCGCCUGGGAAACAGGACUGAGAGAAGACUGCUCCCACACCCGGUCCCCACACACACACCUAGUCCCUCCACCUUCCCCCUUCCCAGUCUUUCUACCCCAUUACCAGUCACCCCCACCGGCCCCUCCUAUAUACCACCCCACAUUCCCCCCUCCCAAGUUCUCCCCCCAACCAGCCCCCCGACAUGAUGGCCCACGAGGGACUAUAGGAAAUGUUUCAGGGAGAGGAACCCCGCCAAAAGCUCCAGAAAGAGACCACUGGAGACCCACACUCCAUCAGCUCCUCAGAGAUCGGCCCUUGUGGAUUCCACCCCAGCCUGUCAAACUCCAUAGUGACCUCCUUCCUGAACAAGAUGGGGCCCAUACGGACCCCCUGCGUCAGAACGGCCGGGACCCACCAGCAACGCAGAGUCCUGGCACAUGUCACAGUGACCAGCACUCUCUGUGUGCCAUGACGCACAGGGUCCGGCCCGCAUGA
This is a messenger RNA of Melanotaenia boesemani (Boeseman's rainbowfish), 756 nucleotides long. RefSeq names its product pollen-specific leucine-rich repeat extensin-like protein 1. Lineage: Eukaryota; Metazoa; Chordata; Actinopteri; Atheriniformes; Melanotaeniidae. Bases 1 to 756 code for a protein of 251 amino acids. The record is from RefSeq and is a predicted model, not a curated record. The transcript has 2 exons.